AAUAAUUCAAAUAUAAUUGCAUCCAAAAAUUAUCCAGUUUUUAGAACUUCCUUUUUUUUAACAUGAAAUUCGUUUUUGCAUUUGUAGUUUUUGCUUUUGUUGGACUAUCCCUCCAAGCGGCACACCCUAAGAUCAAGAACAAAGGAGGUUUACUUUGUAAUAUAUGUGAAACCGUUGCUUCUUACAUACAAGUAUUAGCAGAAGAAGAUAUUACAGUAGAUGAAGUCACCGAAGAGAUCGAAGCUCUAUGUAAUGUUUUGCCAGGACAAAUGAAGGAACUGUGUACCGAUGAUGUCCUUCCUUAUGUCGAAAACAUUUACGACGCUCUAUAUAACCAAACAGCAGAAGAAAUAUGUGAAUCCUUAAGUUUAUGUUGAAUCCGUGAUUUUGAAUUGAAUGAAUAAUUACAUUGAUAGCUGAAAAUAAAUAAAUUUUCAUCAA
Molecule: messenger RNA, 441 nt
Organism: Diorhabda carinulata
Lineage: Eukaryota; Metazoa; Arthropoda; Insecta; Coleoptera; Chrysomelidae
Product: prosaposin-like
Exons: 4
Coding region: 63-377 (104 amino acids)
Biological process (GO): lipid metabolic process
Source: RefSeq, a predicted model, not a curated record